AAAGAAGUCAUGACGUCACUGGUCAACCCUGCUUACAACAGCACGGUGGGGUCCCCAACAGACCAAGUCAACGCAAACACGACAACGGCGGGACUCUCCGUGGAGGAACGCGACCCAUUACAAAAUGAGAUUAACAAAAUGAUGAAGGAGAGCUUGAUGGACUCAGACUUCAGCCAGACGGACAAUAAGAAUGAGGGGGUGUCCAUCCAAAGUGCCGUUCUUGGGGGGUCGGCGGGGAAGAGCCGCUCCAAGUAUGCUUCAACGGACUACUCUUCCAUGGGAAUAGGCAAUCCAUUAGAAAACCUGCCCGGGGCAUACUCCGAUGAUGACUAUGAUGAUGAUGAGGACGAUGUUUAUGUGGAAGAGGAGGAGGAGGAUAGGAGAUUGACAGUAGCAGAUGAUAACAUCCUUCGGGAGAGGAACAAGGUUAAAGCAGAAGCCAUGUUUGCCGGCAUUGAUUUCAUCGAUGAUGGGGAGGAUGAGGAUGAUAGUGAGGACGAGGAGGAGGAGGAGGAUGAUGACGAGGAUCAAGCAGAAGUUGUGAUCAUUGAGGAAGUCGAUAGCGCAGAUGAGAAAGCACCAAAGAGAGUGAAAACAGAUGAUAGCUGUUCACCAAAGGACCCUGAUGCAGAUCUUAUGUCACCAGAUGAAGUGAUUGCCACAAAGCUAGGUGGCAUUUUAAGUUAUUAUGCCAACUUAGAAGCAUUGACGAAGCAACGUUCUGAACAGAUUGAGGAUGAUACCACAUCGUUACGAGGCAGUGUCAGUGAUUCGUCAGAUAUAGAGGGAGAGAGGCACGAAGGCCUUUAUGAAAUGCCUCAGCAACCGACCCCUUUCGAUUCAGGACCUUCUACUAUGGAUGAUGAGAGCACAGAUGAUUGUGAAUCCACAUAUGAUAUGCUUUACAAGAGCUUUGGGCUCAGGACACAAGAAGAAACCUUUAAGACGGAUCUACUGUCCCCAUCGCAAGGUCAACAUGACCAUGGAUACGCCAGCGAGACAUCCGCUGAUGAGAGAGUAUCUCCAAUCAAGCGACCCGGAAUGCUGGUCAGAGAUGGAUUCAAGCCCCCGCUCAGUGCUCUUACCGAAGACCUCCCCCUCAAGAUUCUGUCCCCAACAACGGAAGCUGAGUCGGGCAUCGAGGUCACUCCGGAACCCAAGUCCAGCAAACCUCUGUUGGAUAAGGAACUUUCGGAAGCGCAGAAAAAUGCGCUGACGAAGCCGACGACACUUCCACCAGGCUGGCGUGAGGUAGCCGAUGCCCAUGGAACAUACUAUUGGCAUGUACCCACAGGAACUACGCAGUGGAGUCCACCCUCACCCACAGACAGCCAAGGAUCUGCAAGCCCACCCAAGAAACCUGCUCGGGUAUGUACAGUGCAUGUAUAUUGGUUUCCAUGUUAGUCAUUGUCUAAUCUUACUAUUGUGCCUCGACAUAAUCCACAGUAUACCUGCAUCACAGAAACAUCCAUUGGUCACUCUAGGAUUUCAAGUGUUCUGCCGACUAAAAGUCAGAAGUUUUUCAUGAAACGGGUCACAGCUUCACGGUCAUGUUUUCUUUGCCAUUUAUCUUGCAUUCUUAUUCCAUAUGUCUUUUCAUCUCU
Molecule: messenger RNA, 1604 nt
Organism: Lytechinus variegatus (green sea urchin)
Lineage: Eukaryota; Metazoa; Echinodermata; Echinoidea; Temnopleuroida; Toxopneustidae
Product: histone-lysine N-methyltransferase SETD1B-like
Exons: 1
Coding region: 10-1404 (464 amino acids)
Biological process (GO): regulation of DNA-templated transcription
Cellular component (GO): cytoplasm; nucleus
Molecular function (GO): transcription factor binding; amyloid-beta binding
Source: RefSeq, a predicted model, not a curated record